Molecule: messenger RNA, 1395 nt
Organism: Rhopilema esculentum
Lineage: Eukaryota; Metazoa; Cnidaria; Scyphozoa; Rhizostomeae; Rhizostomatidae
Product: small ribosomal subunit protein mS29
Biological process (GO): apoptotic process
Cellular component (GO): mitochondrial small ribosomal subunit; mitochondrial ribosome
Molecular function (GO): structural constituent of ribosome
Source: RefSeq, a predicted model, not a curated record
UCGUACUAAAAAGAGGCUUUUGCAUAAGUUCUUCUUGCUGCAUGCUCAAAAUGGCUACAACAAGACGUACUAUUUGGAAAAUCAGAGAUGCAGCUUGCUUCCUUUCCGCUAGAAAUCCGACAAAGUUUUGCCAAAGAUUCAAAACAUCAUUUAAAGAGAAGAUAAAAAACCUUCAGAGCUUAGGACUGUAUACAGCAUCAGAUCCAAUUGAUCAAAAUGAAAAUGAUGUAUCAAAAGUUUACCGUAUAAGUGUUAAAGACAUGAAGACAAUAUUCACUCAUGGCUUUCCUACAAGAAGAACAAACAGGCAAGUUGAUUUCACUGAUUAUCAUAUGCUGAUAAGAAAGCCAAUCCUGGAGGUCCUUCAGAAUGUCAAGAAUCUCAAAGAUGGAGACACACCCCCACGCUUCGUUUUCUAUGGCGAUGAUGGAACUGGUAAAAGCAUAGGGCUGUGUCAUUUGAUACACAUGUGUGCACAUAUGAAAUGGCUCAUACUGCAUCUCCCCUCAGUGUACUCGUUCACACAAAGUAAAUCAGAGACAGAACCGUCAUCAUGGAAAAAUGGAAGAAUUGAUCAACCAGCUGACAGCAGUAUAUGGCUAAAAGCUUUCAAAACUGUGAAUCAGUCAUUUCUUGAAACAAUAACAACUUCCAAAGAAUACAAAUGGGGUAGGUUAGAGGCAAUACCCGCUGGAACUCCUAUUGGACGAGUCGUAGAACAGGGCAUGGGAAGAACAAAUUUUGCGACAGACGCUGUUGGGAUUGUCCUAAAGGAAGUACAGCAAGCAAAGGAUGUUAAAGUACUCUAUGCAGUCGACGAAUUCAAUGGUUUGUUUUCAACGUCAUCCAUCCGGAAUAAAGAUAAUGAAUUCAUCAACCCACAAGACCUUUCGUUCAUAAGACAUUUUACGAGACUUCUAGAGCCGGGCAGCUCACUAGUUUCAGGCUGCUACGCAGUGGCUUUAUCGCGGACGAGCAACUUCAAGCAUUAUGUCCAUUCACUUGAAGUAGAGGACCAACUUGGAAAAAUGGGAAUGUCUCUUCUUGGUAAACACAUUCCUGUCCAAGUGGAGAAUUUCACAGAGGAGGAGCUGUACAACUAUCUUUGCUUGCUGAAGCAGAAUUUCCUAUUCAAUAAAGAGAUCACUGGUGAACUUCAGGCUGAGAUACGGUUCCUGACAGACGGUAACCCAACCGAGGUUGUACGGCUUGUCAAGGGACACUGAUAGGUGCCAGUCAAGUGCCAAAGUGACAGGUGACAGGAAAUUAAUUACCUGACAAAUGUAUAUCACAGAAUUCUAGAUUGAGAAACACCUUGGUACAGUGUCACAGAUGACAUUUAUGUACAAGAAAUGUAAUGUAUAUUCUUAGUUGUGUAUAGACACCUCUUUGGGA